AUGGUUACCGCCGCCCCUCCCCGAAGGAACCUCAGCGAAAUCCAAAGCUACGUCAAGGACAACACAUAUGUGUCACACAAGUCGGAGUCCGUGUCUGAACAGAGCCAGUCGAGCCACAUGAAGAACUUUCGAAAUUCCCUAAACGACCACAGCCUGUCUUCCAAUGGAAACAACAAUGAAGAAACGAUAAAAAAUAAUACUGAUGAGCUCAAGUUAGGAGGGCUCUCAAAGAGAAGACUGGAAAAGGAAAGAUUGGAACUGCUAAAUGAAAAUGAAAACACAAUUAAAUUAAUACAAGAAUAUUCCGAUAAAUGGAUCAUACAAAUUAAGGGCGCAGAAAAUACCUUGUACUCAAAUGAAACCUUUAAAAUGCAAUUUAAGUUUACCGAGAAGUAUCCAAUAGAAAGCCCAGAAGUGAUAUUCAUAGGAGAACCGCCAAUCCACCCACACAUUUACAGCAAUGGGCACAUCUGCCUGUCAAUCUUAUAUGAUCACUGGUCUCCUGUCCUGUCAGUUAAUUCCAUAUGCCUGUCCAUCAUUUCGAUGCUUUCAAGCUGCACAAAAAAGAGAAAGCCAAUCGACGACAUGCUCUACUGUUCUGCUGGGCCAAAAGUUUCCCCCAAAAAUAUGAGGUGGAUGUUUCACGACGAUAAGGUGUAG
Molecule: messenger RNA, 660 nt
Organism: Plasmodium inui San Antonio 1
Lineage: Eukaryota; Apicomplexa; Aconoidasida; Haemosporida; Plasmodiidae
Product: ubiquitin-conjugating enzyme E2 W
Exons: 2
Coding region: 1-660 (219 amino acids)
Source: RefSeq, a predicted model, not a curated record